This is a messenger RNA of Rhizopus microsporus ATCC 52813, 1185 nucleotides long. RefSeq names its product cell division/GTP binding protein. NCBI's taxonomy places the organism in Eukaryota, Fungi, Mucoromycota, Mucoromycetes, Mucorales, Rhizopodaceae. The record is from RefSeq and is a predicted model, not a curated record. Gene Ontology annotation, molecular function: GTPase activity; GTP binding; molecular adaptor activity. The transcript is spliced from 2 exons. Gene Ontology annotation, biological process: cytoskeleton-dependent cytokinesis. Bases 1 to 1185 code for a protein of 394 amino acids. Gene Ontology annotation, cellular component: cell division site; microtubule cytoskeleton; septin complex.
AUGCUCUAUUCUCAAAAACUCUCUCAAAACGCUCGCGCCAAGAAAGACAAUGUCACCUAUCUCAACAUUAUGGUUGUCGGUAUGUCAGACUUUGGCAAAACAUCCUUUAUUCGCACCUUUUGUGAAGCUUUGAAGCAAGACAUGAUUCAAGGCACUUAUAAGGAAUCCAAACACAAGGCUCUUAAAGGCCCCGUCCAGUUAACGGAAGAACUCUACACUAUCUCUAUGCAGAUCGAACAAGAUGGAAAGCGUAUCGCAUUGACUUUUAUUGAUACACCUGGUCUUACUUCUAGUCCCACUGUGGCUGAUCAACUCAAGUACAUUACCAAGUAUGUUGACCAUCAAUUCGCUCGAACUCUUGCUGAGGAAUCCAAAGUUAGGCGUGAUGCCAAGGCACUUGACACACACAUCCAUGCUUGCCUUUACUUUAUGGGGGCAUCCUGUAUUCAAGGUUUAACUGAUGUCGAUAGAUUCAUUCUGAAGGUCCUUAGUGCUCGAACCAAUGUUAUUCCUGUCAUUGGAAAAGCUGAUACAUUGACAACCGCUCAAACCGAGAAAUUGAAAAAGACUAUAAAGAAGGAUAUCUUUGACACACAUCGUAUCCCUGUUUAUGGCUACAUUGAAGAAGAGAAUGAUGGCGAUGAUGACCAUGACGAAGAUGAUGACGAUGAUAGCGUUUCCGAGGAGGAGAAUUCUUAUUUGUCGAGAACCAUAAAUUUCCUUAUGGAAUGCGUAGAAGAAGACAAGGAUGAGGACGCUCAUGCGAUGCUUGAAUAUCUCCAUGCUAUGCCCUUUACUGUGAUUGGAUAUGAAGAAGAUCUCGAAUCAGGUCGCCCUAUCCAGCUCUUGCCAGGGGAGGCAAGCAGUCAGCCAUCAAGCGCGGUGAGUUUAACAGAUCCAGGAUACUAUAGUGAAUCCAUCGGCAGUAUCGCUAGUUCUGAAAUCUCUCCGAAUAGUUCCAAGUCAAGUAUUGUAAGUCAUGGUAUGGGAUCCACCAAACAUUUACUCGGAAGGCGAUAUCCUUGGGGCGUUGUCGAUUGCUAUAAUCCUUCACAUUCCGACUUUUUGCUCAUCAAAAAGGUCUUGUUAAAGACACACAGAGAAAUGCUUAGGAUUGAUACUUUUGAAUGCUUUUAUGAAAAAUACCGAACCCAACAAUUGAUGGAAAAGCCAUCAUUAGUAUAA